Pectinophora gossypiella (pink bollworm) is the source of this 438-nucleotide messenger RNA. RefSeq lists its product as uncharacterized. The record is from RefSeq and is a predicted model, not a curated record. NCBI's taxonomy places the organism in Eukaryota, Metazoa, Arthropoda, Insecta, Lepidoptera, Gelechiidae. The coding region runs from base 1 to 438 and encodes 145 amino acids. The transcript has 3 exons.
AUGACUGUUUCAGUUAGUUUAUCCUCCUGCUGGCAAUACUUUACUACUAUGGAAGAUUUAAAGUUGUCGAAUUCUCCGCCUAUGGACCAAAUCGUUCACAGUGAAUACAUAUAUGGCUGGUGCAACAGCACUGAUUUAAAAUUCUACACUCAUGUCGAAUUAAAUCACAUAGACAUCAUAGGCAAACCCAUAGUAAGGGGUUGGAUCCAAGUCCCGCAAAUACCAACUUGCAUCAGACUUAGAGCUCUGGCAUAUGAGGAGGAUACAUUUCGAUCCACCGCCUAUCCCUUCCAAAUGUGCGUACCCCGCAUCACAUAUUGUCAUCAACAGAUAAAGUUUGCUUUCUAUUAUUAUGAAUGGUACAUCCCUGAGUUUAUGGAAGGCGGUAUGAAUUGGGACAUAUUCUUCUUUGGACCUGAAAAGCUAUAUUAUAUGUAA